Messenger RNA from Rattus norvegicus (Norway rat), 5270 nucleotides. Lineage: Eukaryota; Metazoa; Chordata; Mammalia; Rodentia; Muridae. The record is from RefSeq and is a predicted model, not a curated record.
UCUUAAGAUACGCUGCAUUCUGUAUAUUAGGAGCUGUGCUCAGGCAGCUCGGAAGACUUUGGAAUGCGCUAUUCCUAGCUCUCCGGGUACUUGGCUCAGGCAUCUGGGGAUUUGGAAAGAGGAACCUUCUUGUCGCCUGGAGCAGACACCCCUUGGGCUCCUCUGUACUCUUUCCAAAAUAACAGGCACCCCACCCGCGCUUCCCUGCACCUCCCCCCACACCUCUAGACUGGGUUAGCUAGCGGUAGGCCGAAAAGCUUUGCAGCCCAGAGUGGAGCACAAAGCCCAAGAUGCAAGCUGGUAGGCCCCUGGGAGGGGGCGGGAUCUGGCGGAUUCCUGAGAUGGGCAGUGAAAAAGAAACCAGAAUCUGAUUUGAUUCUAAGUCCAGAGCUGCACCCAGGCUACUGGCACCCGGAGGGCUUUGGGUGCCCCUCCCCCCCAGUGAAGCUUAGAAGCAGCGAAAUUACCAUCUCCAGAAGGCUCCCUUAAAGUGGGAGGUCGGAGAAGUGGGAGCCAGCUAACCCUCUGGAACGCUAGUGUCACAGCCACUACCCCCCCCCACUCCCCAAGAUUGAGCAAAAGGGUGUGAAUCCAGCCUUUGGACCUUGAUGUUGGCGGUGUGGGGUCAAGUAUGGGGGAAUCAGAGAUGGAGCUAAUGGCUUGGAGACAGGCGAGCCAAGAGCACUCGGGGUGUCUACUUCAUGUGGGCUUCUCAGGCUAGUGAUGCUAGGUGCUCGCACGGGAGAAUGGAAAUUAAGUGGAAAACCGCAGGCCCCGCCCGAGGAUGCGCGUGGGGCUCGGCCCCCGCCCAGAUGCCACUCCCUAUUUGGAUGGCGAGGUGAGCCCGCCACUGCCCACUGCUUCCAAUCAUUACUCUGAGUGGGACGCUUUGAAUAUGCGUAGACACGUCAUGUUGUAUGACCCAGUCCCUAGGGAGGGAGGCAAUAUCUAUAUAAACGUGUCGAGGGUAGGUGGAGAAGGGUUAACGGAGGGAAGGAGGGAAGGUAGUGGGCAGGGGUCUGCAGCCUUGAGCAGCUGUGGCUGGCAGCGCCUGGUGAGUUGUUUCUCUGGCCUCCAUACUAGGAGUGCUGAGCCGAGAGGUGGGAGCGUUCCAGAGGCGAAUGGCCCACCUUGGAUGGGCUGGCACUUUUUAACUGAAAUCGGGGAGGAAUGCCCUGGGUCUUCAGCCUCGAGGAAGGCAAAUUCUCUAGUCGCCCAGGGCUAUUGCUGCCUUCCACUGACAAUUUUGUUUUAAGACCGGAAGCUUUGAAUGUAUUGAUCUCUGGCUUGGCCCCCUAACCCUGGGCCUUUUCUGGACUGGGCAGGUGAGCUCUGCUCAGUUCUUGAGGCCCCUGCCUUCCCAGUGGCCUACUCCACCCCUCACCCCUGCAGUCUCGCCAUGUUUUCCUGGGGGCUAAGCUGUUUGUCCAUGCUGGGGGCUGCCGGCACUGCUCUCCUGUGUGCGGGUCUGCUGCUUGGCCUGGCCCAACAGCUCUGGACCCUCCGUUGGACUCUGAGCCGGGAUUGGGCCUCCACCUUGCCCCUACCCAAGGGCUCCAUGGGCUGGCCAUUCUUCGGUGAAACACUGCACUGGUUGGUUCAGGGCUCUCGUUUCCAUAGUUCCCGCCGCGAGCGCUACGGGACAGUGUUUAAGACGCACCUUCUGGGCAGGCCAGUGAUCCGGGUGAGCGGCGCUGAGAACGUGCGCACCAUCCUGCUGGGUGAGCACCGCCUGGUGCGUAGCCAGUGGCCGCAGAGCGCACAUAUUCUUCUAGGUUCACACACACUCCUUGGCGCGGUUGGUGAGCGUCAUCGGCAGCGGCGUAAGGUCCUGGCGCGCGUGUUCAGCCGCCCAGCUCUGGAGCAAUUCGUGCCACGGCUACAGGAGGCGCUGCGGCGAGAGGUGCGCUCCUGGUGCGCCGCCCAACGACCCGUAGCUGUUUACCAGGCGGCCAAAGCGCUCACCUUCCGCAUGGCCGCGCGCAUCCUGCUGGGUCUGCAGCUAGAUGAAGCGCGAUGCACCGAGCUGGCCCAGACCUUUGAGCGGCUGGUGGAGAACCUCUUCUCACUGCCCUUGGACGUACCGUUUAGCGGCCUACGCAAGGGCAUCCGGGCCAGGGACCAGUUGUAUCAGCACCUGGAUGAGGUCAUUGCUGAGAAGCUUCGGGAGGAACUGACAGCAGAGCCAGGUGAUGCCCUGCAUUUGAUCAUUAACAGCGCUAGGGAGCUGGGCCGUGAGCUCUCAGUGCAAGAGCUGAAGGAGUUGGCUGUGGAGCUCCUCUUCGCGGCCUUUUUCACCACGGCCAGCGCCAGCACAUCCCUUAUCCUGCUGCUUCUGCAGCACCCAGCAGCCAUCGCCAAAAUCCAGCAGGAGCUGUCGGCGCAGGGGCUGGGGAGCCCCUGCAGCUGCGCUCCCAGGGCCUCAGGAUCGCGACCGGACUGCAGCUGUGAGCCGGACCUUAGCCUGGCAGUGCUGGGCCGUUUGCGCUACGUCGACUGCGUAGUGAAGGAGGUGCUGCGCCUCCUACCGCCUGUGUCCGGGGGCUACCGCACUGCACUGCGCACCUUUGAGCUGGACGGUUACCAGAUUCCCAAAGGCUGGAGCGUGAUGUAUAGCAUCAGAGACACACAUGAGACAGCCGCAGUAUACCGUAGCCCGCCCGAGGGCUUCGAUCCAGAGCGCUUUGGCGUGGAGAGUGAAGAUGCGCGGGGCUCUGGUGGCCGCUUUCAUUACAUCCCGUUCGGUGGCGGCGCGCGCAGCUGCCUGGGCCAGGAGCUAGCGCAAGCGGUGCUGCAACUGCUCGCCGUUGAGCUGGUGCGCACCGCGCGCUGGGAGCUGGCCACACCUGCCUUCCCCGUAAUGCAGACGGUGCCCAUCGUGCACCCGGUGGACGGGCUGCUGCUCCUUUUCCACCCUCUCCCGACUUUGGGUGCGGGCGACGGGUCACCCUUCUGACUCACUGCGUCUCUAGCCUUGGCUUGCCCAGUAGCUGCUGCACACACGCCGCCAAUCUUCAGCGCCCUAGGUCUUCACUGCGCAUAUAUUCACCGAGUCACGGGUUUAAGAAAUGGCUCUGCUAGACUGGAAGUCGUAGAAUGAGUCACAGACACCGCAGUGGAGAAGCGCUGGGCUUGGGGAAAGAGAGUAGGAGGCAAAUACCAAGAACUCAAAGCAGCCAACGACGGAGAAAACCUAUUUCCACUAAAUGAAACUUGGCUUCCCCUUACUGUGGCAAGUCCGCAGGGAGUUUAGAUUUGGGGUUCUGGCAGCAGCGGCAGUGAUGGCGGUAGUUAGGUGUUCGUAUCAAACUAAUAGGGGAUUUGCAACUUUUUAAAGUUAGCAGAAAUAGCAGGAUGGUUACCAGGCUGAUCUGAUGUUUGUCCAGGAGACACACGGAGAGGGUCCCCGAGCUUCUAUUAGCUCAAACUUAGAAGAUUCGACUAGAGACUUUUGAAAAGAAAAAUUCCUACUUCAUGAAAUUAUUUAAUAUCCUCGUUUAUAUAGAAGAUACUGUGCUCUCUGGAAAUGUCUGUAAGUCUGGUUCGUGUGAGGUUGAGACAUAAUCCCUUCAUGGGAGAAUUGAGAUAAACAAGAGAUUUGAGAUGUUUGUAACCAAACAGGAAGUCCAAGAAAUAACAUUUCCUGCCAGUGGUUGAGCAAGGAGGUUGGGGCUCGGUUGGGCAGCCAUUCUCCUGGUGUGAUGGCCAACGGUGCAGAGGAUGAGGUACAGAGAUGGUACAGAGACGUACCAACCAGAAGGACACACUGUAGCCUAUACCCAGAGGGUCUAGAAGUUGGGCAGCCUCAGUCCCAAGCUUCCCUCUGGACCACGGAUCUGGAUGCUGGGUUUGGGAGCAUCGCUGCACUGUCUGACUGCAGAGUUGUUCUGCUUCACUCCCUUCACUAUUUAGGAGGAGAAACUGAGGAGAGACCUAUGGCUCUCCUGAGGAGCCACUGCUGUCCUGCACACUCUUCCACUGCUCAAUCCCCCUGCCCCACCUCUGAGCCAUGUCACCUGUGGAAUUCAGCCCUUUUGCCUUCCAGAGCUACCCUUAAUCUAAAAGGCAGUCGGUCUUUCCAAUCCAGAGGGUCCCACUACUGCUUAAAUCAACACCACUGUCAUCUGCCUUCAUUCCCCAAAGCCCCCUUCAACCUGCCAUCCACAUCCCCAUACUGCUGUGUAAGAGGACAUAACCGGUGACCCCAGGAAGUUGUAACCAGCCCAGGCUGACCUUAGAGGAGGAAAUUGGUGGCCUCCUGACCUUAUUUAUAUUUGAAUCCACGUAAAAAGUGGAUCCUGGGGCUCAAAGGCAAGGACACAAGCGGGUACUUGAAGGUUAGCAACUGCUGGGGUUAACACCACCAUAACCCCUAUCCGCUAGUAAACCAUAGCUGGUCAGAGUAGAGGCUAGCCUGAGCUCUGCAGACACCAGAAGGAGCAUCAAGGUGCAGGCCUACAACCUUGAGCAUCCCAGAAACUGGACCUAGGUGAGGAGGUCAAAAAGCUUCCCUUUCAGGUUGACUCUGAUUUGGGGGCAAGGAGGUAGGGCAGCACCUUUCAGAAGUCUGAAGAGACGUGUUUGCUUGUUUUGGGAUCUGGACCAACUCUAAGCCCACGGAAGUGCCUCUGGUUUUCCUCUCAUUUCCCAUAGCUGCACCAUGCUGUUGAUGUUAAGGGAUGUGUAGGCUCCUGGUUUGGUAACUCCAAGUUUGUAGGAAAAGGGCAGAUGUAGUUCUUACGCCUUGGACUUCUGCCACUCACAUAAAGAGGCAGACAAUGAAUAAACCAGCAACACAAAACCAAAACCAACCAACCAAACAUACAAAACCACGGAGAACUGCCCUGUGGUGGAAAGCAUAGAAAAAUUUAAAAAGCAACAAAACCCUUUAACACGGAGUGCCUCCGACCUGAAUUCCAACAGUUGGGCAAGGGAACCAGUCUGAGGUGACAUUGGCAGGGAUCAGGCACUUUGUCCUCGGUUCCCAGCCAGCGUUGGGAACAGCAACAGGUAUGGAACACCCAGACCAGAGAGAAGACUGGGGGAGGGGGGUGGUGAAGAGAAAGGCCAGGAGGUCAUGCUGGCCACCUGAUUUCUGCCACCCAUGGCCACCAGCAAAAACAAAACAGCAGAGACACCCACACAAGAAACCGAACCCCACAUCUCUGAGCCCUUAGCAAUAGGAAAAUUGGCCAACAUUUUGUUUUCCAGAGAGCCAAUCUUCCCUUUCCCACCGACCACCACCCAAUAAAACUUUGGUGAAGUUCCUA